UCUCACCCGGAAGUGCUGGCCGUCGGUCUCCACGCUGUUGCUAAGGCCCUGCCCUCGGCAUUUCCUAACGCUCCUGCUCCGGGGACAGGCAGAGAGUGUAACCGGCAGCCGGUGCGGGAUGGCGGCCCGGCCCAAGAAGCGCAGAGCGGCGGCGGCGGCGGCGGUGGCUAGCGAGAAGGAGGAGGCGGUGGAGCGGCGGCUGGAGGAGCUGCUCUUCGGGGGCGAGGAAGCGCUGGUGGAGCGGCUGCAGCUUGGACAACAGACAAAUUUAGGCAAAUCUUUGCUGGACGAUGAUUCCAGUGACUCUGAAGUGGAAAAUGAAGCCAAAUCCAAUCUUCCUGUAUCCAAGAAAGCUGUGUGGGUGGAUGAAGAGGAUGAAGCAGAAGAUCUUGUGGAUAUGACUCAUCGAUUCCGGAAAGACUUCGUGAAAAGCACCACGGAGAAGACUCUUAGUAUGGGGCAGCUGCAGCAGAGACUAAGGGAACAGUUUCAGGCUGCAAUGGGUGGAACACCAUCCUGGGCAGAGAACAAAGUGAAAAAGAGAAGAAAGGACAAGAAAGAUUUGGAGGAUGAAAGCGAUGAAGAUGAAGAUUUGUUGCAGAAAACUGGCAAUUUUGUGACACACUCUGAGUCCCUUCCCAAAGGCUUGUUACAGAUAAAGAAUUGUAAAGAUGCCAACUACAGCAGACGAUCAAAUGCAAAGUUAACAACAACCCAGUUCCAUCCAGCUGCUCAAGUAAUACUGACUGCUGGGCUUGAUCAGUCCAUCUCACUCUUUCAGGUCGAUGAAAAGACAAACCCCAAGAUUCAGAGUAUUCACCUGGAGCAGUUUCCUGUGUACAAAGCUCGCUUCAGUGCAGAUGGAGAGCAGGUUAUUGCUACAGGCAUCCACAACAAGAUGUUCUACAUGUACAAUAUGAUGGCUGGGAAAAUCAUUCCUGUCUACAAUGUCCGAGGGUUGGAGGAAAGGAAAGUUAAAGAGUUUGAAGUUUCACCAGAUGGCUUGUUUAUGCUGCUCCUUGGGACCUCAGGGUAUCUGCACCUUCUCUCCAUGAAGACUAAGGAAUUGGUGGGUAGUAUGAAAAUUAAUGGAAAGGCAGUCGCAGCCACCUUCUCUCCUGAUGGGAGCACAAUCUACACACACUCUGAUGAAGGGGAGGUUUAUGUUUGGGAUGUGAAGAGUAGGAAGUGUCUGACCAGAUUCAUCGACGAAGGCUGCCUGAGAGGAAUGUGUAUUGCUGUCUCCCGGAAUGGGCAGUAUGUGGCCUGUGGGUCCAGUUCUGGAAUUGUGAAUGUUUAUUCCCAAGAUACCUGUCUACACCAAACUAACCCUAAACCUGUGAAAGUUAUCAGGAACCUGGUUACCGCAGUGACAUCAUUGGCCUUUAAUCCAACAACAGAAAUCUUAGCUAUUGCCUCUAAGUCCACAGACGAUGCAGUCAAGAUGAUCCACAUCCCAUCCUUCACGGCAUUUUCCAAUUUCCCACUGGUUGGUAAGAAGACGAUUUGCUUGGUACAGGAAAUGGACUUCUCCCCCAGGAGUGGAUUCUUUUCCAUAGCCACGAACCAAGGCAAAGCCUUGUUGUACAGGUUGAAGCACUAUGCUGACUUCUAACCUGAGACUUUGAAUAAGAAAAGAUUCUGUUUUGGACAUUUAGAUCUCCGGAUACAGCCAUCGCUUUUGAUGUGGCAUUGCAAGUUGGAGAACAGUCUCAUCAGUCGGAUUCCACUGUACAGAGACAGCUCAUAGUUUGCUCUGAGGGGAACUCUGAGCAUUUCGUAAAGAAAUGGAACCCUUUGUUUCUAUGAAAUAAAUUGGCAGUGAGAUGAGUUUUCA
Messenger RNA from Rhincodon typus (whale shark), 1837 nucleotides. It is a transcript of the gene utp18, whose product is annotated as UTP18 small subunit processome component. Lineage: Eukaryota; Metazoa; Chordata; Chondrichthyes; Orectolobiformes; Rhincodontidae. The record is from RefSeq and is a predicted model, not a curated record. Gene Ontology annotation, molecular function: protein binding. The transcript is spliced from 14 exons. Gene Ontology annotation, biological process: rRNA processing. Gene Ontology annotation, cellular component: Pwp2p-containing subcomplex of 90S preribosome; small-subunit processome. Bases 119 to 1615 code for a protein of 498 amino acids.